This is a messenger RNA of Ectocarpus siliculosus, 300 nucleotides long. The record is from the annotation of a GenBank genome assembly. NCBI's taxonomy places the organism in Eukaryota, Phaeophyceae, Ectocarpales, Ectocarpaceae.
AUGUCGGUGUUCAUGCCGCCUGAGCGAGCCGCGGAGCUGCGGCUGUCGAAGGCGUUUGUGUCUUUCUUGAGGGGUUGCCUGCGGUACGAGCCGGAGAAGAGGAUGACGGCGCAGGAGAUGCUCAAGCACCCCUUCCUACAGGUGCCCCCUUCCGAGAGAGGGAUCUCGCUAGCUCAAGCCGGGGGCGGGGCGGUGGCCAUCCGAGAUAACAGACGGGAAGAAGUCCUCCUCCCCAACGGAGAAAAGAAACAGUCGCCCAAGGUGGCUUUGGCCUCUUGUAGGUUGUUUUCUUGGUUUUGA